This is a messenger RNA of Lodderomyces orthopsilosis Co 90-125, 975 nucleotides long. It is a transcript of the gene DLH1, whose product is annotated as recombinase. The record is from RefSeq and is a predicted model, not a curated record. Gene Ontology annotation, molecular function: ATP-dependent DNA damage sensor activity; ATP binding; double-stranded DNA binding. Bases 1 to 975 code for a protein of 324 amino acids. NCBI's taxonomy places the organism in Eukaryota, Fungi, Ascomycota, Pichiomycetes, Serinales, Debaryomycetaceae. Gene Ontology annotation, biological process: DNA strand invasion; reciprocal meiotic recombination; chromosome organization involved in meiotic cell cycle. The transcript has 3 exons. Gene Ontology annotation, cellular component: nucleus; condensed nuclear chromosome.
AUGAGUCUCACAGAGCAAGUUCAAUCAAUUGACCUCCUCCAAGACCAAGGAAUCAAUGUCGGAGAUAUCUCAAAGUUGAGGUUAGCAGGAAUUUGCUCGAUUGCAUCUGUUUUAUCUACCACACGGAGAAAUCUCGCCAAGAUCAAAGGGUUGAGUGAGGUUAAAGUGGAAAAGAUUAAGGAGGCUGCUGGAAAAAUACAGACCAUAGGGUUUGUCUCUGCCAGUGUUGUUGCUGAGCUUCGUGAGAGUGUGUUCAAGAUUACUACUGGUUCAAAUCAGUUUGACGAGAUGUUGGGAGGGGGUGUCACCUCGAUGAGCAUCACUGAAGUUUUUGGUGAAUACAGGUGUGGCAAAACCCAAUUGUGUCAUACAUUAUGUGUAGCUGCCCAGUUAACCAAGAGUCUUGGUGGUGCCGAGGGAAAAGUUGCAUUUAUUGACACUGAAGGAACUUUUCGUCCAGAGAGAAUCAAGGCUAUUGCUGAAAGAUUUGGUGUUGACCCAUUGACUUGCCUUGAAAAUAUAUCCUACGCUCGAGCAUUAAAUAGUGAGCAUCAAAUCGAGUUGGUGGAACAGUUGGGUACCGAAUUGGCAACUGGCUCAUACCGUUUAUUAAUAAUCGACUCCAUCUUAGCUUGUUUUCGAGUAGAUUACUCCGGCAGAGGAGAGUUGAAUGAGAGACAACAAAAAUUGAAUCAACAUUUGGCUUACUUGACCAGAGUAUCUGAGGAUUACAAUGUUGCUGUCUUUUUAACUAACCAGGUUCAAAGUGAUCCAGGUGCCAGUUCCUUAUUUGCUGCUGCUGAUGGAAGGAAACCGGUAGGAGGUCACGUUUUAGCUCAUGCAUCAGCUACCAGAAUUUUGUUGAGAAAAGGUCGUGGUGAUGAAAGAGUUGGGAAGUUGUUGGAUAGUCCAAAUAUGCCGGAGAGUGAAUGUGUGUAUGUUAUUGGUGAGGGUGGUAUUAAAGAUAGCGAUUGA